UGCCACAAAUUGUCUACUUCCAUGUUGCUGGUAGCACAAGUCUUUUAUAGAACAUUGUUUCCCUUUUUGUCUCAGAAUUUAGUAGGCUGCGAAAUACUUUACUGCUCUGUUUCUAUUUUUGCCCCAUCCCUUUCACUCUCUCCAUCUACCUGUCACACUGUAUAUAGCUGUGCUGGAUCAGUGAAAGCUAGAACACUAACAGCUGAGAGAGAGAGAGAGAGAGAGACACACACACACACAUAGUGAGAGCUAGGGAGGUGGAACAGAAGGCAUGUGAGUGUCCUGGUAGCAUGGUAGAGUGCUGGACUUUGGCACUGGCCAUCAAUCUGUCACUUUCUUACAUCCUCUCUGGUACCGACGGGUCAUGGCAAUGGCAGCCUGUGACGGAUGACUAAUCUUCUCCUGGUAAUGAAUGAGACACCACCCCCCUGAAUGCCAAAAGAGUGCUGAUUGUGAGGGUGGCUGCCUCAUGGCAAUACAGGAGUCUUAUUAUGAAUGCUAUGCAAUCAUGUUACUCUGUGUCUGUGCCAACCAAACGCAGUAGCUCCCAGUUUAUGAGAGUAUAGUCGUGUCUCGAACACGGCGACGUGCGGUAGCGCUAUUAAUUGCGCUUCUUUCUCUCAUCUUCUGUGCUUGUGUGUGAGGGAAUUAGGCAGAGGAAGGCAGCGCGUAAAUGAAUCAGAGCAUAGUAAAAGUCACUGCACGGGCUUUAACGAUGGAAACACGUCGUGUGCAGGUGGAAAAAGGAGACGUUGCUGUUAAGGAUGAUGCAUGUGCUGUUCUGUCAGGCUGAAGGGGAGCUCUGUAGCCGCGCUAGUCAAAUCGUCUUGACUGCGUGUGUUGAGUAGCUGAGACCUGUCUUAUCUUCACCUCAUAAUGCGCAGGCGUGAUCCUAUCUGAGCCCCGCAAAAAAAAAAAAAAAAAAAGAAAAGAAAAAAAAGCUGUUACCGUCACAAGUAGACGACGUGCUCUUCAGUGGUGCUCAAGCGAACGCUGAAUUCUUAUUAUAGUAAUUAUUUUUUAGUAGGCUACAUGUAUAUGGCACAUCGCCCGGAACACUGCUGGAAAAUGAAGAUUUGCUUGCCAGCUAAUCUUUCCGGACAGCACAGUCCAACCUGUGGAUAGUGCCGAGCGCGUCUGUGGCCACCGGCCAGUCUCCUCCGCUAUCUGGGACGCUCUGCCUUGAGUCUGUUGUGCGCGUCUUUUUACGUUUGCAUCCCGGGGUCUGUGUCGGCGCGGGAUCCGCUGUUCUGUUUAAGCUAAGCUGUGAGCAGGUAUUCAGUUUAUGAAUGGCACUGACAUGGAGGAAAUACCGUUUCAGAAAGUCAAAACCAGGCGGAAGAGAAGUCACUGUCCACCGGGUGUCCCUUUGACCACCAUCGUAUGCGAGGACGAGUUCGACUGCAAAGAACUCGAGUCUCUCUUCCAGAACUACAACCUGAAACUGGAGCAGACGUCCACUCUCAAAGCCCUGGCCGUGCUCAUAUUCUUGUCCUCGACGCUGGCUGUGGUGGAGUUGCUGUCCGGCCCCAGCAUCACCAUCUCCAAGGGGUCCCAUCCGGUCCACUGUGUCAUCUUCGUGUCCCUGUUUAUUGUAACUAAUGUCAAGUACCUGCAAGUGACUCAGCUCCAACAGAUUGUUAACCUGACGCUGCUCUUCGGGUUUACUUUCUCCUUCCUUUGCUGUCCCUUCUCCCUGGGCGCCAUGGGGCUAGAGCCCCCGACGUCCCCGGAGCAAGGCAUGUGGCAGCUCAUCCUGGUCACCUUCGUCGCCUAUGCGCUGCUACCUGUACGGACGCUUUUGGCUGUUGUGUUUGGAAUAAUGGUGUCCAUCUCCCAUUUGAUUGUGACUGCCACUUCCGUCACAGUGAAAACACAAAAACUAUGGAGAACAUUGGUUGCCAACACAGUACUGUUCACCAGUGUCAACCUGUCAGGGCUGUUUGUACGCAUCCUAACAGAACGAGCCCAGAGGAAGGCCUUCCUGCAGGCUCGCAACUGCAUCGAAGAAAGACUCCGCAUGGAGGAUGAGAACGAAAAACAGGAGCGCCUGCUAAUGAGUCUGUUGCCCAGGAAUGUAGCUAUGGAGAUGAAGGAGGAUUUCCUGAAGCCCCCAGAAAGGAUCUUUCACAAAAUCUAUAUCCAGCGUCAUGACAAUGUCAGCAUCCUGUUUGCAGAUAUUGUUGGCUUCACCAGCCUGGCCUCUCAGUGUACAGCCCAGGAACUGGUUAAACUAUUAAAUGAACUGUUUGGAAAAUUUGAUGAGCUUGCCACGGAGAACCACUGUCGCAGGAUUAAGAUCCUGGGAGAUUGUUACUACUGUGUGUCUGGACUGACACAACCCAAGACCGACCACGCCCACUGCUGUGUAGAAAUGGGUCUCGAUAUGAUUGACACCAUAACGUCAGUAGCAGAGGCCACAGAAGUCAACCUAAACAUGCGCGUGGGCUUGCAUACCGGUCGAGUGUUGUGUGGAGUGCUGGGUCUUAGGAAAUGGCAGUAUGAUGUGUGGUCAAAUGAUGUGACUCUGGCCAAUGUGAUGGAAGCUGGAGGACUACCUGGGAAAGUUCACAUUACCAGAUCUACACUCGAGUGCCUAAACGGAGACUAUGAGGUGGAGCCUGGAAACGGCCAUGAAAGGAGCGCCUUCCUUCAAAAACAUGAAAUCGAAACCUUCUUUAUAGUGCCAUCUCACCGACGGAAGAUAUUCCCAGGAUUGAUUCUUUCGGAUAUAAAGCCCGCCAAAAAGAUGAAGUUCAAAACUGUGUGCUACUUACUAGUGCAGCUUAUGCACUGCAGGAAGAUGUUCAAGGCUGAGAUUCCCUUCUCCAAUGUCAUGAACUGCGAGGACGGUGAUAAGCGGAGGGCCAUGCGAACGGCUCCACAGAAAAUGAGGAACCGCUCCAACGCUAACCAGGCUAAUGUGAUCCAGAGCAGCCCCAGAACACGGGUCAACCGCUACAUCGGUCGGCUGAUUGAAGCCCGUCAGACCGAGUCUGACACGGCAGACCUCAACUUCCUCACGCUCAUGUAUAAAUGCUCUGAGCGUGAGCACAGGUACCACCAGGUGCCUGAUGAGUACUUCACCAGCGCAGUGGUCCUCUCCCUGAUCCUAGCUGCUUUGUUUGGCCUUGUCUAUCUUCUCAUCAUACCACAGGGCACAGUGGUGCUAGUUCUUCUCGUCUUCUGCAUCUGUUUCCUUGUAGCUUGUAUCAUGUACCUCCAUAUCACUAGAAUACAGUGUUUUCCAGGGUGCCUGACCAUUCAGAUUCGCACUGCUCUCUGUAUUCUCAUAGUGCUCUUAAUCUACGCUGUGGCCCAGGCCUGUGUGGUGGGCUGCAUGCCCUGGCUGUGGGGUAGUGCCAAUACAAACAGUUCCAUCAUCAUCAUUGAUGUGGAUAGCGGCGCCAACCACACCAUGGCAGAACUUCCUUGUGACGGCGCCCGCUACGCCUUUCUCUCAUGUGUGGUGGGCACACUUACCCUGGCACUUUUCUUGCGCGUCUCCUGGAUGCCAAAGAUGGCGCUAAUGCUUCUUCUGGGGGUGCUGUAUCUCACCGUGUUGGAGCUCAGCGGCUUUCGCAAGACUGCAGGUGGGGGGUCCUUCCACAUCCGGGGCUAUGAGCCCAUCCUGUCUCUGUUGCUCUUUGUCAGUGCCCUUGCCCUCCACUCCAGGCAACUUGACCUCAAACUACGUCUGGACUUCCUAUGGGCUGUACAGGCGGAGGAGGAAAGAGAUGGAAUGGAGAAAGUAAAGCUGGACAACAGGAGGAUCCUCUUCAAUCUGCUGCCUGCACACGUGGCUCAACACUUCUUAAUGUCAAACCCAAGAAACAUGGUGAGCCACGAUAAUAGACAGGCAGGCAGGCAGACAGACAAACAGGAUCUGUACUAUCAGUCCUACGCACAAGUUGGCGUCCUAUUUGCCUCAAUCCCAAACUUCAACGAUUUCUACAUCGAGCUGGAUGGUAACAACAUGGGAGUGGAAUGCUUGAGGCUACUGAACGAGAUCAUUGCUGACUUUGACGAGCUCAUGGAUAAGGAGUGCUACAAAGACAUAGAGAAAAUCAAAACCAUUGGCAGCACAUACAUGGCAGCUGUGGGACUCGUCCCCACCAUUGGGACCAAGAACAAGAAAUCUGUGUACGACCAUCUGAGCACCAUAGCAGACUACGCCAUUGAAAUGUUUGAUGUUUUGGAUGAAAUCAAUUAUCAGUCAUACAACGAGUUUGUCCUGAGAGUUGGAAUCAAUGUGGGUCCAGUGGUUGCAGGGGUGAUUGGAGCACGGCGACCUCAGUACGAUAUCUGGGGUAACACGGUCAAUGUGGCCAGUCGAAUGGACAGCACUGGAGUACCUGGGAAAAUACAGGUGACUGAGGAGGUUUAUCGGCUACUGAAUACCAACUAUGACCUGGUUUGCCGCGGCAAGGUCAGUGUAAAAGGCAAAGGUGAGAUGCUGACCUACUUCCUGGAAGGGAAGGUUCAGGGAGUGGGCACUGCAACCACUUCUUCGGUGAUGCGUUCCGCCAGCCUGGCACGUCGGAUCCACUCCUGUGGAAAGACGAGCGUCCCGACCAAUCUGGCCAGCGUGUCCUCUGCUGCCAGCCUCACUGCUCAUCCCGGCAUGGGUAGCAACAUGCAGAUGAACACUGCCAACAGCAGCAGCAACAGCCAAGCCGCAUGCCAACCCUCAUCCUGUGUGCCCGCAGUGGGUAAGGUUGAUGAAGAGAGGGCUGUAGAGGUGACAGAGAUUGAAAUUGAGACGGUGGCAGCUGCUGCAGAUGUGUCAGUGUAGGAAGAAAGAAAAUAUAUUCAUCUUAAAUAAAGCAAGAAAACCUGGUUGGAGGACUAGAAGCGUCUAGUCUGUACUGGCACAACCCAGGAUACACCCAUUCAGGAUGUGAACUUCCAGAAAUAUGAAGUCAUUGUAUGGAUAAUCAUACUUGCUUUAGGGAUUUUUAACUGCUUGCCACUUUUCAGAGACAAAAUGCAGAGUGCAGAGACGGGUACCCGGAAUCUCAAAUCCUCUUUUAACAUCUCUGUAACAGAUGAUUAGAUGUGUGGUUUUGUUGGGUUCCAUCAGAUCCAGGUAUAAUGAGCAUAUUUAUUUUUUACUAUGUUGUACAUAUUCCGUGUUCGGGGGAUAUGUGCGUUGAUAUCCAGAAAGAGACUGAUCAUGCUAUUGCUUUUGCACUGUCUUUCUUAUUAUGCCAAGGAUUCAUUGCGUUAUUUAGCGUAAAAUGGUGUUGUUUCUUUUUGGUGUAUGUAAGCAUGCAAGUGUGUACUUGUGAGUGUGCGUAUGCAUGUGUGGUCAAUUCUUAAUUGUAACAAAACAGCACAAAACAGUCUCUUUUCUUUUUCUUUUUUUUACUUGGAGCUCACUGGAUGAAAUAUGCUUUUUAUGAUACAUAUUUACAAUUAAUAGUGCAUGACUUUUUAAAAGUUGACAGCCAUAGUAAUGAUACUCCUGUUGAAAGAAAACCAAAGUACCGAGCUUUCCAUAGAUCACUAGCGAUACUUAUAUUGCCUCAACAAAGAUGAGAGAGAAAGUUGCAGUAGAUGUUUACCACAUGCUCGAUCACUGGUAGAAGACAAAGGUGUGUUUUAAACCCUGGAAAGACAAAAUCAGUUUUCCUUAAUACAUGACAUUCUUUUGUAUUGUAGUGCAAUAUGGCAUGUACACAUAAUACACAGAUAGGGGCAGCUUUGUUGAUGAGGAGGCAAAAAGAUAAUACGAGGAAAAGACAAAGGUUAACAAACCUAAACAGAAGUCAUACUGAGUUGGAUUUGUGCUUCUAUGGAUGCUAGUUUAUGCCAAAAUGGGACCAGCGAUGGAGUAUUGUAGAACAUCACACAGAGGGCCCACGCAUCCUUACAUACAGAUAUCUAAAGGAGUUAAGAAUGGCAUUCAUCCACACAGAAGAGAGCAUAUACUAUAAGCACAUGACUUCCACAAAUGCAUGACUAACUCCUUUAGCCUAAACAUUUCAAAUGCUGUAAGUACUUUCAAACAUUUCCUUGAGGCCACAGAAGAUUUCCUGCAGUGUCUCGCUGCUGUCGUCUUUCAGGCAUACACAUUACUGUACUAUUGCUUUUUGUUAUCUAGCAGCUACAUUUUUGAGUUUUCCUCGAGAAAUUUUAGCUUUAGCACAUCUCUCAGAUAUACUGGCAGAAACAUGAUGCGCUUCAGAUUAUCUUUAUAGCCUGUAUCUUUAUCAGCACAUAGAACUUUCACUCGAUCUGCAAAAGUGUAAAUACAUCACGUUUCAAGUUCUUGCCUUACUCAAUAAGCUUACAGUGAUUGCAACUUGCCUUUUUAGAUAUAUUCACUUUGAUAUGCAGAUCAUACUUUUUGUAAAUAGUCAAAAGUUGUAAACUAUGUUGUAUCUUGUACAGUGUAAAGUUGGGUUAUUGAAUAUUUUGUAAUAAAGACAAUAUUGGUGUAUAAAAUA
This is a messenger RNA of Haplochromis burtoni (Burton's mouthbrooder), 6452 nucleotides long. Its product is annotated as adenylate cyclase type 1. Gene Ontology annotation, biological process: adenylate cyclase-activating G protein-coupled receptor signaling pathway; intracellular signal transduction; cAMP biosynthetic process. Gene Ontology annotation, molecular function: adenylate cyclase activity. The transcript has 20 exons. Gene Ontology annotation, cellular component: plasma membrane. The coding region runs from base 1286 to 4795 and encodes 1169 amino acids. The record is from RefSeq and is a predicted model, not a curated record. Lineage: Eukaryota; Metazoa; Chordata; Actinopteri; Cichliformes; Cichlidae.